Colletotrichum truncatum is the source of this 249-nucleotide messenger RNA. NCBI's taxonomy places the organism in Eukaryota, Fungi, Ascomycota, Sordariomycetes, Glomerellales, Glomerellaceae. The record is from RefSeq and is a predicted model, not a curated record.
AUGGGGGAGACCCGGAUAAAUGUCCAAUUUGGUCGUAAUUCCUGCCUCUUUCCACACCUCAUUCAUGAUGAGGGUGCAGUCUCGCAAAGGAUCCAUGCCGCAAGCCUGGAAGUACGUCUUCGGCAUGUAGCGGCCGAGAUCUGGAGACAUAAUGGGGUAGGCAAGGUGGCUUUUCGGAUCAGGCUUAUAUUUUGCUGCCACACCAUCAGCCUCAGCUGCAACGACUCUUUCGUGAUAACCGGCGCGUAA